Messenger RNA from Brassica oleracea var. oleracea, 615 nucleotides. RefSeq names its product formin-A-like. The record is from RefSeq and is a predicted model, not a curated record. The transcript has a single exon. NCBI's taxonomy places the organism in Eukaryota, Viridiplantae, Streptophyta, Magnoliopsida, Brassicales, Brassicaceae. Bases 95 to 562 code for a protein of 155 amino acids.
GUGCUUCUUCCUCUCUCUCUCUCUCUCUCUCUCUCUCAUCACUUGAUCUUUAAUCCUCUCAAUCUAUCAUUUGCCGUCAGCAAAACUUCUGACAAUGGAAGCAAUCAGAUUCUCAAACUUGUCAGCUCUUCUGAUACUGCUACUACUGUCACAGUCUCUCUGCGUGACGUCAAAGGACCAAACUGUUUCUUGCACAAUGUGUUCCUCUUGCGACAAUCCCUGUAACCCUGUCCCGACGUCUUCUCCUCCUCCUCCUCCUACUCCUCCAAGAUCCUCCGGCGGAAGCGGCGGCGGCUCUUAUUACUAUUCUCCUCCUCCUCCUCCUUCAAACUCAGGUGGUGGUAAAUACCCUCCUCCGUACGGAGGAUAUGGAGACGGUGGACAAAGUUACUAUUAUCCGCCUGCUUCUUACGGCAACUACCCGACGCCGCCUCCACCAAAUCCCAUCGUUCCUUAUUUUCCGUUUUACUAUCACGUUCCUCCUCCGGGAGAUUCUGGAUCGGAUCGUUUGUUGGGUUCUCUUCUCUUUGUUAUUUUCUCCCUCUUGCUUUGUUAUGGGUAAUUAUCCAAUGAAACGUUGAUGACAAAAAAAAAACCUUCUCUUUAUUAAUUUUA